UGUUUUCCUCAUUCUAGUAAAAAAAAUACGACAGCGCAUAAAGACAAUAUUUAAUCUGUGAUUUAUUAAAUGGGCAUUCAAACUAAACUGUCAAACAUCUAAUAUACAGUAAUAGCAUAAUUUAUGUGCUUGUAUUAAGUUUUGAGGAUGUAAUUAGUUAUUUUGCCUUAAAUUACUGGAACAUGAACUAGAGCUGCAGCAUAUGGCUGAACAAAAGCUCAGACGGAGAUUGAAUGGCACCACCUCCAACACUUGUCCCACACUGAUGCCUCUACAAUGAUCCGUGGAAAAGCUCAAGCCCUGAGUGAAGAAUGGCAAGGUUUAGGCGCAAGACUUGCAUCACAUUAAUUGCCUUGGCGUUGCUCAUACUCAUCAUAACUGUGGUCUUAAAGGCGCUCGAACCUGAAGACCCUCCUUUCGGCGGCCCAGACGGCUUUGAGCUGUUUCCAGACAUAAACCAUGACCCACAGAUCCACAGAGACGUGGAGAAAAAACCAGAGAAGAUCAAAAUGAACGACUCAGCUCAGUCUGUCAGGGAUGCAGAGCUUGAAGCCACGCUGAGGAAGUACCCUCCUCCAAACUACUACCUCCAUGCUUUCUACUAUGUGUGGUAUGGAAACCCCAAGUUUGAUGGCAAAUACAUCCACUGGGACCAUCCACAGCUACCACACUGGGACUUUAAGGUGGCUCAGGGAUAUCCACAAGGAAGACACAGCCCCCCUGAUGAUGUUGGAGCCAACUUUUACCCAUCUUUAGGGGCGUACAGUUCCAGGGACCCCUCUGUCUUAGAGUCUCAUAUGCAGCAGCUGCGAACAGCAGCCAUCGGUGUCAUCGCUGUUUCCUGGUAUCCUCCCAAGACCAAUGAUGACAACGGUGAGCCCAUAGAUGAGAUUGUGCCUUUGUUGUUGGAGGUGGCACAUAGGUACCACAUUAAGGUCACUUUUCACAUUGAGCCAUAUAAAGGAAGAGAUGAAGUCAACAUGCGCACUAAUGUCAAAUACAUCAUUGAAAAAUACGGAGAGCAUCCAGCAUUUUUCAAAUACCGCACAAACACUGGCAAACUUCUUCCACUUUUUUAUGUGUAUGACUCGUAUCUGAUGAACUCGGAGCAGUGGAAGAAGCUGCUGAAACACACGGAGAGCAGCAGCAUCAGGGACACCCCGUAUGACGCCAUCUUCAUCGCCCUGCUGGUUGAGGACAAACACAAGAGGGAUAUCGUGACUGCAGGGUUUGAUGGAGUCUACACCUACUUUGCCACUAAUGGGUUUUCCUAUGGCUCCACUCAGCGUAACUGGGGCUCCAUUAAAGCUUUUUGUGAAGACAACAACCUGAUAUUCAUUCCAAGUGUGGGGCCAGGAUAUAUUGACACGAGCGUUCGACCCUGGAACUUUCAAAACACUCGAAACCGCAUCAAUGGCAAGUAUUAUGAAACCUCUCUGAGUGCAGCGUUAGAAGCCCGGCCUGAUUUCAUCUCUAUCACAUCUUUUAACGAGUGGCAUGAGGGGACUCAGAUUGAAAUGGCAGUUCCUAAAGCCAGUCAAACUGUGUAUCUGGACUAUCUGCCCAAUAAACCAACUAUCUACCUGGAAAUAACUCGCAAAUGGGGAGCGAUAUUUGGUGGUGAGCGACGAAGAUGGCAGGACUGAUCGAAUAGAUUAAAUGACAAUAAAGUGUAACUUUAUCUGCAGAAAAUGUGACAAAACACAAAUGAUGAAUACUUGUAUGAUAAAAAACCAAAUGAUUGGCAGAGUUGACUACUUCAUUAUAAUUUUGGCUGCAGUGUUGUCUGCGGUCUCAGAUAAAUUACUUUCAAUUCACCUAUUGUCUUAUUAUUUGUCGUUUACAGACCAUACACAUUUAGAUAUGAUUCAUGGCUGUCCUCGCAUAACCUGAAUAGAAGUGAAAUAUGUCACCGAGAGGAGAGAAGGCGGUUGGCAUCUGCCUUUAAUACAAGUCAAACUUGCUCUUUCAGGUUCCUUCCCGGCUAAAGGAUUAACUCCCUUUAACUUGUUGAUGCAGGUAGCCGAUGAGUGACAGGAUCGCAGCUUUGUCCUUUCUUUCCUUUUCUUUGUUAGUUCACCGUCUCAUGAAUGCUGUGUGUGUUGUCAUGGUAUCAAAGUGGUUGCAUGAGUCACCGGAAUAAACUGAUCAGAUAUUGGAACUGCAUUGCUGCUUAUAUUUGUCUUCUCAAGUUCACAUCACAAACCAGAUCUAUGCGUGGACUGUGACAGGAUUUUCUUUAUUACACCAUAAAAUGUAUUUGAAAUGAAGCAGAUGAAUCACUAUUGGCUGUAAGAGAAAUGGCCUAAGAAGUAUUUCCUAUAAUGUCUUAUUCGCUUUAUCUAGCGUCUUAUUAAUAUUUGAGUUAAUAGUAGAUGACUUUACUGUUGGUGCUUUCAAAAUCAAGGACAUCAACACGAUGCAAUGUAUAAUAAAGUCACAAUAAGAGUUGUUUUUAUUAGAUAAGGCUAUGGAUGAGCUGUAAACUGGGUAACGUAAAGGCCUAAAAGAUAAAUAGGGGAUAAGUGAGGUGGAAUAAUUGGGUUAAGACAGGGAUCAGCAACCCGCGGCUCCGCCGUAGUGGCUCCUGUAGCUUUUUGCAAAAUGUUUGACCUUUUUUUUCCUUUUUUCUCUUUUUCUUUUUUCUUUUUUUCUUCCUUUUUCCUUUUGCUUUUUAAUCUCGAC
Molecule: messenger RNA, 2685 nt
Organism: Cololabis saira (Pacific saury)
Lineage: Eukaryota; Metazoa; Chordata; Actinopteri; Beloniformes; Belonidae
Gene: manea
Product: mannosidase, endo-alpha
Exons: 5
Coding region: 312-1646 (444 amino acids)
Cellular component (GO): Golgi apparatus
Molecular function (GO): alpha-mannosidase activity
Source: RefSeq, a predicted model, not a curated record